AGCAGUAAAUACGGGUUCAAGAAACAUGACAACUUUAAGGAUUAUAUUGAGAGCUUUUUGAUGGUUUUGAGUGAUGUAACCAGGAUAAAUACAAGGAGUGGUUUUGCAAAGUGGACAGUAAUGGAGUAUAUGAGCACGGGUAGUGAUAGCAAAGAAGAGAUUGACUUGUUGCUAACUAAUUUAAAUAUGUCUGAGGUGAUAGACAUCAUGGAAGACCUUUAUCCAGGUGGAGACCUUGCAGUCUAUGAAGACAGCUUAAUUACAAUGUGUGAAGAGGCAAGUCAGAAUGAAGAACGUGCAGAAUCUUUACUCUUCUGUGAAAGGGAAGUUUCUUUGAUGUCUUCUGUCAAAUAUGGGACUGUGGAAGAUCUGCUUGCUUUUGCAAAUCAGGUGUCUAACACUGCAAAACAAUUUAAAGGAUGCAGACAACAGGAAUCAGGAAUCCUCCUGAAUGUGAUCACACCCAAGAAUGGGCGCUAUCAAAUUGACUCGGAUGUGCUGCUGUUUCCUUGGAAGCUGACUUACAGGAACAUUGGCUCUGAUUUUAUUCCUCGGGGAGCUUUUGGGAAAGUCUAUUUGGCCCAAGAUAGAGAAACCAAGAAACGAAUGGCAUGCAAACUGGUCCCAGUGGAACAGUUCAAACCUUCAGACGUUGAAAUACAGGCAUGUUUCCGUCACGAAAACAUUGCUGAGUUAUAUGGUGCUAUUUUAUGGGAUGAGACAAUCCAUCUCUUUAUGGAAGCUGGAGAGGGAGGAUCUGUCAUGGAGAAGCUGGAGAGUUGUGGUCCUAUGAGAGAAUUUGAAAUCAUUUGGGUGACAAAGCACAUUCUGAAAGGACUUGACUUUCUUCACUCCAAGAGGAUUAUCCACCAUGAUAUCAAACCAAGCAAUAUUGUUUUUAUGUCAACUAAGGCUGUUUUGGUGGAUUUUGGCCUGAGUGUUCAAAUGACUGAAGACAUUUACUAUCCCAAAGACCUUAGAGGAACAGAGAUUUACAUGAGCCCUGAAGUUAUUCUCUGCAGAGGCCACACAACGAAAGCGGACAUCUACAGCAUGGGAGCUACUAUUAUACACAUGCAAACUGGCAUCCCACCCUGGGUGAACAGAUAUCCUCGUUCUGCAUAUCCCUCCUACCUCUAUAUUAUCCACAAGCAAGCUCCCCCCUUGGAGGACAUCGCUGAAGAUUGCAGCACUUCCAUGAGAGAGUUGCUAGAAGCAGCUCUAGAAAGGAAUCCUAAUCAUAGGCUGUCUGCAGCAGAUUUACUGAAACAUGAAGCCUUACACCCACCCCCAGAAGAGCAGCCACGGUGCCAGAGCCUGGACUCAGCACUGUUUGAGAGGAAAAGACUACUGGCAAGGAAGGAGCUGCAGCUGCCAGAAAACAUUGCAGAUUCCUCAUUGUGUACUGGCAGCAUGGAAGAGUCAGACCUACUUAAGAGGCAAAGAUCACUCUACAUAGAUCUUGGAGCUCUAGCUGGUUACUUCAAUAUUGUUAGGGGACCACCAGCCGUAGAAUACGACUGACUCAGUAGCAUUUUGUGUCAGCAGGUUAGAAAUGGACCUCUACCUCUUAAAACUUGAUUUUAAGACUUGAUUUUUCAAAUUUGUAUGUAAAAAUUUUGCCAUUGUGGGCUGUGAAAUGUGAAUAGUGUUUAAUUGCACAGAUGAUUAAGCUAAACCCUUGAGGGCUCUGAUAAGCUGAUCCUAAACAACCAUAUUUGUGCAUCUGCUGGUUGACCAACAAGAAGAUGGCAAGAAGAACACUGCUGGGAAUGUCUCAAUCCAGGAUAUCUUCCUGUGCUGGGCCUUGCACUUUUGUAAAACUUGUAAUAUAUGCUUGCAAAUACUGCCAUGGAAAAAGCCAAUAUAUAUAAUUCAGCAUGUGGGCUCUAAGAUUCCAUCUCUCUAAACUGUCCUUAGGGAAAACUUUCUAAAGGGGAAAAAAAAAAGUCCUUGAUUUAACCACUCAAAGACUGAUUCAGUGUUGUUCUGUCUUUGAGACUUGGCCAGUCUCUGGUCAAUCUUAAUGGAAAUCAGGGCCCCCCUUGAGCUAAUUUUUAUCAGCUGUCUCUGGAGACAAAGCAUCACUUGGUCACAGAUGUGUUUUACUUUGCAUCUUCGCUGGGCUGUGGAAGCAGGGCACUGUCCCACUUCCCUGUGGGUGGAAGGAAUCUUUCCCUGGCUCUGUCAGUUAGGUCUGGGAACAGCACAGCAAGCUGGCCUUGACUCCACCUGCUUCCUACGUUACAGAUACUGCAAGGAUAUCUUAAGUAGUUUUCAAGGAUAGAUAAAAUGUUAUUCCCUAUUGGCAAUAGUGGGCAGGCUCCAGCCUCUUGCUUUUUAACCCUUUAAAAGUGUACAGGUGUAUAAUUGCUGUGAGUGCUGUGGUUUGGAAAGCAUGUCAGUCGUGACAGGCUGUGUUUAUGUUCCUAUGGAAAUGGAAUUACAUUGUUCUUGCUGUGCCUCAUAUAUUUGAAACAUGAUGUUUUGGAUGAUAGUAAAACUAUGUGAACUGCAUAGUUCUGUACAUCCCAUGGGAUGAGAACGUAAACUUUUAUAAAACUCUUCUUGGAUGCUUAGGAUGACCUCUCUAUAAGCAUUUGUGUUUAAGUGGCAUACUGUGUAUGUUGUACACUGAACCCCUUUGAGAAGCACAGUCUCCUUUUUCAUACGUCUGUUAUUUAAUGCUGCUCCUAUCUGA
Messenger RNA from Dryobates pubescens (Downy woodpecker), 2701 nucleotides. RefSeq names its product mitogen-activated protein kinase kinase kinase 8 (gene MAP3K8). The transcript has 8 exons. The record is from RefSeq and is a predicted model, not a curated record. Bases 61 to 1524 code for a protein of 487 amino acids. Gene Ontology annotation, biological process: protein phosphorylation. Gene Ontology annotation, molecular function: ATP binding; protein kinase activity. Lineage: Eukaryota; Metazoa; Chordata; Aves; Piciformes; Picidae.